This is a messenger RNA of Amoebophrya sp. A25, 437 nucleotides long. The record is from the annotation of a GenBank genome assembly. Lineage: Eukaryota; Dinophyceae; Syndiniales; Amoebophryaceae.
CUCGUGGCGGCUGAGGAAGAACACGUAAUACAAGAUUUGAACGAGGCUGAAGACCAAAGACAAGAAAUUCUCUUGCAACAAGGUGAGGAGGAUUUUCGACACAUACAGGACAAAGAGCAAGACUUUGCAGCGGUGGCUGCUAAGAAGGGAGGUACUUCGACUUAAGUACUAUUUCUCUUGAACUUGAAUCUGGAAGCUAAGAAGUUGUUCAGUGCUAAUUUCGUAGUUUGAAAACAUCUCAAUAUUGAGUAGUAGCUGGCAGUUCUGGGACGCUAAACAGCAACGUUUCUCCAUGUUUAAUGUCUCGAUGAUUUAGUUACAUGAUGUAAUUUAAUUGCAUGGUGCCCAAACAUUGUCUAUCGGACGGCUAGUCCUAGUACUUGUUCUAGUAAAAAGACCACAACCCUCCACGACCCACACACCACAUCAGGCGCCGA